GCACCGUCCAUGCUCGGCUGCCUUGUUCUCUCUCUCCCUGGGAGAGGGGAGGGGGAGGAGAAGGAGCUCCUGAAAGGCCAGUUCUAGACCGCAUGUUACGCUCUGAGGCUUUGCCCCGCCCAGUCGUGUCACUCGGGGAACUGACCCACAGCUGAAGUUGGGGAGGGGAGCUUUCGACAACCCCCUCCCCAGCCUGGGAGCCGGUCCCAUUGCCUUUCACCAUGGCUGACCCCAUCAUGGACCUCUUUGACGAUCCCAAUCUUUUUGGCCUGGACUCGUUGACAGACGAGAGCUUCAGCCAGGGAGCUCCUGACCCCAUUGAGGAGGCCCUGGGGCUACCAGGUGGGGCUUUGGACUCAUUGGCAAGUGGAUCCAAGGAGCAGCAGCCCCCCCCACAGGAGGAGCCCCCCCAGCCUCAAACUCUGGCUCUUCCGGAUGCACAGUCUGAGGCUGUGCCUCAGCUGCCUCCGCAGGGUCAGCCCGGACUCCUGCAGGCCUCGCAAGACCAGGAGGUCCUCAGCCAAGGCAACCCGUUCAUGGGAGUCUCCUCCGCCUCCACCACCACACCAGCUGUAGCCCCCUCUUCCUCCACUGGGACCCAGCCAACAGCAGCGCCUCCUCCCGCCCCAAAGAUCGUAAUCUUGAAGGCGCCGGCGGGUGGCUCAAUGACAGGUGCCCAUGUCGCCCAGAUCCAAGCCCAGCCCAUCGGGGCAGCUAACGGGGGCAAAGUGACCUUCGCCAAGGUGCUGACGGGCACCCCAUUGCGGCCAGGGGUUUCUAUUGUUUCGGGCAAUGCGGUGCUGGCCACCAAAGUCUCCCCCGGAGCCGGCGCCCCGGCAACGCUCCAUCGUCUCGUCCAGCCUGGUCGGCCUGUCAAGCAGCUGGUGUUGCAGCCUGUCAAGAGCCAAGCAGGUGGGCCCACGGGGGCGACGCCUCUGAAACCAGCUGUGACGUUAACAUCGACCCCUGCUCAGGGGGAAUCCAAGCGCAUCACUCUAGUUCUCCAACAGCCCCCAGCAGGGGGAAGCACGCCAGGCCAACGCCACGUCGUCCUGGGUAGCUUGCCGGGCAAGAUCGUGCUGCAGGGGAACCAGCUGGCAGCUCUGAGCCAGGCCAAGGGGACGCCAGGACAGCCAGCUAAGGUAGUCACUAUCCAGCUCCAGGUACAGCAACCUGGCCAGCAACAACAGCAGCCGCCAGGUGGCCAACCCGGCACCCAGAAAAUCCAACUUCUGCAGCAACCUCCAGCCAGUGCCUCAGGCCAGCAGGCCCCGCUGAGCGUCUCUUCUGUGCAGCAAGCCCAGGUGGUGGGUGGCUCAGGCCAGAGAGUGACAGUGCCCCUCAAGGUUGUGUUACAGCCACAGGCCAGCUCAUCGCAAGGCAGUUCUUCUGGCCUAUCGGUUGUCAAAGUGUUGAGCAGCAGUGAGGUGGCAGCCCUUCCUUCCUCCAGUGGGACGACGCGGAGCGGCUCGGAUGAAUCCCGCAAACUAGAGCACCAGAAGAAGCAGGAGAAAGCCAACCGGAUUGUGGCUGAGGCCAUCGCUCGUGCCCGAGCGCGAGGCGAGCAGAAUAUCCCCCGCGUGCUCAACGAAGACGAGCUGCCCAGUGUGCGCCCGGAGGAGACGGGCGAGCGCAAGCGGCGCCGGAAGGGUGGAGGCGAACGCAUCCCCAAGGAAGAGCGACCACGCAAGGGCAGGGGUCAGGGAGCAUCCGGCAAGAGUAAAGGGCGAGGGAAGCCCAGCACCAUCACGCCGGUCGUGGGGAAGAAGCGAAAACGCAACGCCUCUUCCGACAAUUCUGACGCUGAGGUGAUGCCAGCCCAGUCCCCGCGUGAGGAGGAGGAAAGCAGUGUCCAGAAACGGCGCUCAAACCGGCAGGUAAAGCGGAAAAAAUACACUGAGGACCUGGAUAUCAAGAUCACGGACGAUGAGGAAGAUGAGGAGCUGGACGUGACAGGGCCCAUCAAAACGGAGCACCUCCCUGCCCCUGAACCUCCCGCACCAGAGCUGAUACCCGAGGGGGAGACGCUGCCUUCCAUGCAGUUCUUUGUGGAAAACCCCAGCGAAGAAGAUGCUGCUAUUGUAGACAAAGUGUUAUCCAUGCGGGUAGUGAAGAAAGAGCUCCCCAAUGGGCAGUUUACAGAGGCAGAAGAAUUCUUUGUGAAAUACAAGAACUACUCCUACUUGCACUGCGAAUGGGCCACCAUCACUCAGCUCGAGAAGGACAAGCGGAUUCAUCAGAAGCUCAAGCGCUUUAAGACCAAAAUGGCUCAGAUGAGGCACUUCUUCCAUGAGGAUGAGGAGCCCUUCAACCCAGACUAUGUGGAGGUCGACCGCAUCCUGGAUGAGUCGCACAGCAUUGACAAGGAUAACGGAGAGCCGGUCAUCUAUUACCUGGUGAAGUGGUGUUCGCUGCCGUAUGAGGACAGCACGUGGGAGCUCAAGGAAGAUGUGGACGAGGGGAAAGUCCGGGAGUUCAAGCGCAUCCAGUCAAGGCACCCCGAGCUCAAACGGGUGGCUCGCCCCCAGGCAGGUUCCUGGAAGAAACUGGAGCUUUCCCAUGAGUAUAAGAACAGCAACCAGCUGCGAGAAUAUCAGCUGGAGGGGGUGAACUGGCUGCUUUUCAACUGGUACAACAGGCAAAACUGCAUCCUGGCGGACGAGAUGGGUCUGGGUAAAACCAUCCAGUCCAUCGCCUUCCUACAGGAGGUUUACAAUGUGGGCAUCCGGGGGCCCUUCCUGGUUAUUGCCCCACUCUCCACCAUCACCAACUGGGAACGGGAGUUCAACACCUGGACUGAGAUGAACACCAUCGUAUACCACGGCAGCCUGGCCUCCCGCCAGAUGAUCCAGCAGUACGAGAUGUACUGCAAGGAUUCCCGGGGUCGCCUAAUCCCAGGUGCGUACAAGUUUGACGCCCUAAUUACCACCUUUGAGAUGAUUCUGUCGGAUUGUCCGGAGCUGCGGGAGAUCGAAUGGCGCUGCGUCAUCAUUGACGAGGCCCAUCGCCUGAAGAAUCGCAACUGUAAACUGCUGGACAGUCUCAAGCAUAUGGACCUGGAGCACAAAGUACUACUGACCGGCACGCCCUUGCAGAACACGGUGGAAGAGCUCUUCAGUCUCCUGCAUUUCCUCGAGCCCUCCCAGUUCCCCUCAGAAUCGGAGUUCCUCAAGGACUUCGGUGACCUCAAAACUGAGGAGCAGGUCCAGAAACUUCAGGCCAUCCUGAAGCCCAUGAUGCUUCGGCGGCUGAAAGAGGACGUGGAGAAGAACUUGGCUCCCAAGCAGGAGACCAUCAUCGAGGUGGAGCUGACCAACAUCCAGAAGAAGUACUAUCGGGCCAUCUUGGAGAAGAACUUCAACUUCCUCUCCAAAGGAGCAGGCCACAGCAACAUGCCCAACCUCCUCAACACCAUGAUGGAGCUACGGAAGUGUUGCAAUCAUCCCUACCUCAUCAAUGGUGCAGAGGAGAAGAUCCUGACCGAGUUUCGGGAUUCCUGCCACCACCACGUGCCCCACGACUUUCCCUUGCAGGCCAUGGUGCGUUCCUCCGGGAAGCUGGUGCUGAUUGAUAAGCUACUUCCCAAAUUAAAAGCCGGCGGGCACAAGGUGCUGAUCUUCUCCCAAAUGGUCCGCUGCCUUGACAUCCUGGAGGACUACCUCAUUCAGAAGAGGUACCUCUAUGAGCGCAUUGACGGGCGGGUACGGGGGAACUUGCGCCAGGCCGCUAUCGACCGCUUUAGCAAGCCUGACUCGGAUCGAUUUGUCUUCCUGCUCUGCACACGAGCGGGAGGCCUAGGGAUCAACCUGACAGCAGCUGACACCUGCAUCAUUUUCGAUUCUGACUGGAACCCCCAGAAUGACCUGCAGGCACAAGCUCGCUGCCACCGGAUCGGGCAGAGCAAGGCAGUGAAGGUCUACAGGCUCAUCACCCGCAACUCCUACGAGCGUGAGAUGUUUGACAAAGCCAGCCUCAAACUGGGACUAGACAAGGCCGUCCUACAGUCCAUGAGCGGGCGAGAAGGCAGCAUCGCUGGGAUCCAGCAGUUUUCAAAGAAGGAGAUCGAGGACCUGCUUCGCAAGGGAGCUUACGCUGCCAUCAUGGAAGAGGAUGACGAGGGCUCCAAGUUCUGCGAAGAAGACAUUGACCAGAUCUUGCUUCGCCGCACAACCACCAUCACCAUUGAGAGCGAAGGCAAAGGGUCCACCUUCGCCAAGGCAAGUUUUGUGGCUUCUGAGAACAGAACAGACAUUGCCUUGGACGAUCCAAACUUCUGGCAGAAGUGGGCCAAGAAGGCAGAUUUGGAUCUUGAUAUGCUGAAUAGCAAGAACAACCUGGUGAUAGACACACCCCGGGUGCGGAAGCAGACUCGUCACUUCAGCACCCUGAAGGACGAUGACUUGGUGGAGUUCUCCGACUUGGAAAGCGACGAUGAUGACCGGCCGCGUUCCCGGCGCCACGACCGGCACCACCAUCCUCUCCACCAUUCGUACGGGCGCACGGACUGCUUCCAGGUGGAGAAACAACUGCUGGUCUAUGGCUGGGGCCGCUGGCGGGAGAUCCUGUCGCACGGACGAUUCAAGAGGCGCAUGUCGGAGCGGGAUGUGGAGACCAUCUGCCGCGCCAUCUUGGUGUACUGCUUGAUGCACUACCGGGGAGACGAGAACAUCAAGGGAUUCAUCUGGGAUCUCAUCAGCCCGGUUGAGAACGGCAAAGCCAAGGAGCUUCAGAACCACUCUGGCCUGUCCAUCCCGGUCCCCCGGGGUCGCAAGGGGAAGAAGGUGAAGUCCCAGACCACUUUCGACGUCCAGAAAGCCGAAUGGAUUCGCAAGUACAACCCAGACACCCUCUUCCAGGACGAGGGCUACAAGAAGCACCUCAAACACCAGUGCAACAAGGUGCUGCUACGGGUGCGCAUGCUCUAUUACCUGCGCCAGGAGGUGAUUGGGGACCAGGCUGAAAAAGUGUUGGCCGGCAGCCUUGCCAGUGAGACUGACAUCUGGUUUCCGCUGGUGGAUCAAGCAGAGGUCCCCACGGCCUGGUGGGAUGCGGAAGCUGACAAGUCUUUGCUCCUGGGGGUCUUCAAGCAUGGCUAUGAGAAGUACAACACAAUGCGUGCGGACCCUGCACUUUGCUUCUUGGAGAAGGCAGGUCGCCCCGACGACAAAGCCAUUGCGGCUGAACAUCGCCUCGAUGUUGGGGAGGGAGUGGAUUUUGACAAAGAUUGCGAAGACCCGGAAUACAAACCUGUCGGUGGCCCUGCCAAGGAGCAUGAAGACGAGGCUGACCCGUUGAUGAUGAUGGACGAGGAAGUAUCUGUGGUGGAUGGCGAGGAAGGCCAACCGGGAAACCUGUUCUGGCCCCCAGCCUCAGCACUCACGGCCCGUUUGCGAAGGCUCAUCACUGCCUUCCAGCGGAGUUACAAGCGUGAGCAGCUCAAGAUGGAGGCAGCGGAGCGUGGGGACCGACGGCGGCGGCGUUGCGAGGCAGCCUUCAAGCUGAAGGAGAUGGUGCGGCGGGAGAAGCAGCAGAGGUGGACACGUCGAGAGCAGUCAGACUUCUACCGCGUGGUCUCCACGUUCGGAGUGGAGUAUGACCCAGACACCAUGCGUUUCCACUGGAGCCGCUUCCGGGCCCUCGCCCGGCUGGACAAGAAGACGGACGAGAGCCUUGCCAAGUAUUUCCACGGUUUCGUGGCCAUGUGCCGGCAAGUGUGCCGGCUGCCACCUGCUGCAGGCGAUGAAUCUCCAGACCCGACACUGUUCAUCGAGCCUAUCACAGAGGAGCGGGCCUCGCGCACCUUGUACCGCAUCGACCUCCUGCGGCGUUUGCGGGAGCAAGUGCUGUGUCACCCGCUCUUGGAGGAGCGGCUCUCCCUGUGCCAGUCUGGGGGGCCUGAGAUGCCGGUGUGGUGGCAGUGUGGGCGUCAUGAUGGAGAGCUGCUGCGGGGUGCGGCGCGCCAUGGCCUCAGCCAGACCGACACCACCAUCAUGCAAGACCCGGACUUCUCCUUCCUGUCGGCUCGCCUCAGCCACCUGCACAGUCGGGCUGGGGGCACAGGGACACCGCCACCGCCACCGCCUCCUCCACCGCCGCCGCCACCAUCACAACCUUCGCCGUUGCCUCUCCCAGGAGCUGCUGUUGCUACUACCACUGCUUCCCCUCUACUCCUUCCCCCGCCUCUGCACGAGCUGCCCACCCCCCAGCAGCCCCCAGCCCUACCCUUUAAGCCCGACUCAGCCGAUGACUCUGACUCGGAGCUCGACCUAAGCAAGAUAUCUGCUUCUUCAUCCUGCUCCUCCUCCUCGGGCUGCUCUGAUGACAGUGAGGGCGAAGAGGCUUCUUGUGGCGGGAAACUAUUUGAGGAGGAGGAGUCACUCCUGUCCCUGCCCACCUCCCAUGAAGGGAACUCCCCACAGCCCAGCGCCUCCGACCUGCUGUUGCAAGAGCGCCAGCGUGCCCAUGAGUGGCCAAAAGACCGAGUACUCAUCAACCGUAUCGACUUGGUGUGUCAAGCUGUGCUCUCGGGGAAAUGGCCUUCAGCACAGAGCCAGGCGGGCCUUUGUGUGGGCCAGGGAGAGAGCCUCCCCCGCUUGCACGGGGAGUACACCAGCUCUCCCAUCCCCCACAUCUGCCCCCUGGCAUCCCAGGAGGAAGGGACCACUUCCUUCACCCGCCUCAGGCACAGCGGCCAAGAGAAGGAAUUUACCGUGCAGAUCAAAGAUAAACACUGCAAGUAUGCCCAAUACUUGAGAGAAUUGCAAACUGCUGUACUCUGUGACACCGUAGCACAGGAAGAAGGAAUCAAGCUCACCUUCCAGAAGCACAGACUGGUCCCCAACGGCACAAUGAGGGACCGUCCCGCCCUCACCCAGAAGAAGAGUAGCAAGAAGAUGGUGGAGUUGGAAUUACAGUGUCUGGAGGCACUGAGGGGCCCUGAUAUUGACCUCGAAGCACGGAUACCAGUGGUGAAUAAGACAGAUGGGACACUGCUGGUAGGCGACGCUGCUCCUCGGAGGGCUGACCUGGAGGUGUGGCUGCAGGCGCACCCAGAGUUUACCGUGGACCCUCGCUUCCUGGCCUAUAUGGAAGAACGCCGGAAGCACCGGUGGCCCCGGUUUCCAAAGCCAGUUCCAAUAGAGCCGACCUGCCUGAUGGGGCUAGAGCGAAUGCAGGCCGCUGGCAUCUCUGCUAAUGGAAAGAAGGGUUUUUUGCCAGAUCCUACCAUGAACCGCCUCCUGCCAGGACCAGUAGGGACUGACGGUGCCCAGAAGCGAGGCCGCCAGACCCCCAUGGAGUUUUCCAACAUGAUGGCUCUGAUGGGAGCCAGCCGGGUCCAAUUAGGAGCCACGGGGCCUCUCUCCUUGCACCAUGCUCAUUUCCAAGCCGGGCCAGCCCACGGCUCUCCUAUCUCGUACAUGCCCUUCUCCACUGCAGCUGCUGCCACCGCCUCCUCUUCCUCUGGCACCCUGCUCCAUCCAACGCUAGGCCAUGCCAGCUAUGCCGCGGGCCACUUGCACCUAGGCCACCCCCAGCCCGUGGAUGACGACGAGGAGGAAGACGAGAUGGACGACUUGUCUCAGGGCUACGCCAGCUCAGAGCGGGACUUCUCCUUGCUCGACGACGACCCGAUGAUGCCGGCCAACUCCGACUCUAGCGACGAGGAAGGAGACGAGGAAGGAGAUGACUGAUCUGUCCCAGAAUCGGACAGAAGGACGCAAACGGGGCCAGCUUUCUGGGGACUCUCUGUGCCCUUGAUGUUGAAUUUGACGGGCGUGAGGACUCCAGGCCCGCUUGGCAUGUGCUGGUCGAGUUGCCCUCGAUCCACACGGCUUGCCGGGGGAGCGAAGCGGGUCUCUUGCCACACCCAGCCAGGGUUGGUGGGGCAGCUGCUCUCCCAGAAGGGUGCUCCUGUGUGGCUUUUUUUAAUUAAAAAAAAAAGGCUGUUUGGUCAGCGAGUCCUGCCUCCCCCUGCAUUCAAUGAGAAAUAGCCCUUGUGGCUGCAGUUUCGAUCUACCUAGGACAGUGAGACCAUGCCAGGGCCCAGCCGAGCCAAGAUGAUUUGGGUAUUGUUAAGCAGCUCCUUUUUUCCGACUCUCCUUGCAGCCUGCUCAUCUUCCCACCCCUCCCCCAGGUUCAUGUGCUGUAACAUAGUGCAAAAAGGGGGGGCAGGGUGUGGGGGGGUCUCCUUCCCUUUCCCUCUGUCCCCUGUCUCUGCGUGGGUGGGGUUUAUAUUUAUAAAUAUGUAAUAUGUCUUGUGUAAUAUGGCUGAGGCUGUGGGAAUGAAUUGUGGGGAGUCGAGUCAUGGAGGGUGGGUUUCGGGGUGGCAGGGGG
Eublepharis macularius is the source of this 8334-nucleotide messenger RNA. It is a transcript of the gene CHD8, whose product is annotated as chromodomain helicase DNA binding protein 8. The transcript is spliced from 39 exons. Gene Ontology annotation, biological process: chromatin remodeling. Gene Ontology annotation, molecular function: ATP binding; ATP-dependent chromatin remodeler activity; protein binding. Bases 222 to 7691 code for a protein of 2489 amino acids. Lineage: Eukaryota; Metazoa; Chordata; Lepidosauria; Squamata; Eublepharidae. The record is from RefSeq and is a predicted model, not a curated record.